Molecule: messenger RNA, 2644 nt
Organism: Chara braunii
Lineage: Eukaryota; Viridiplantae; Streptophyta; Charophyceae; Charales; Characeae
Source: the annotation of a GenBank genome assembly
GUCUGGAUUGAACGCCUGAAUCGGGAUGGGUUUGUGAAACGGUGCAGAAAAUCGAGACUGAACUGCGUUUCCACACCUGUGACCAGAUUUCGCAGCUUCAUCCAAUCCUGUUUGCUAGUGGGACCUCGUCCCGGGGAGGAAGUGAGUUUGAGUUGGAAUUUGUUUGAUUUUUUUUAGACAAAAAAGAAAAAAGUGGGAUGUGGACGCGAGCCGUGGGUGUCGACGCGAGCUGUGACUGCGACUGUGAAAAUGCUUUCCAUGAUUGGCAUCCAUGCAUGAUUGGAACUGUCUUAUAGGGAGUCUGUCCUGCACAGUCUGACCGGGUGCUCGGAAUAUAGCCGUCAGCUGACUGCUGCAGUUCUGAGGGCAUGCCAUGGCUCUGCCAUCUCUUCUUGGUCGUGGGGGCUCAGCAAUUGGGGGGUUGUGUUCCAGCUGUCGAGCUCGUGAAGCGUUAUCUCUGCAAUCCGGCUCUGCAGAUGUAAGACCUAGUCUGUUGGGUCAAAACCUUGCGUACCCUCUGAGCAGAGGCACAGCUAGGGAGAGCUUGGAUGCAAUCCGGACAUUCAAUCACGCUCUCGCUUUCAACACUCAAGAUACUUUUGCCCCACGCUCCACCAGUUUUCAGAGAAGUGGUUGCGUUUCCAAAUCACUGUUUUGUGAUGGACUGCGAAACCCCCUGUACAGCCCUUGCUUGGAAGGACAAAAUAGUGUGUCGAGACGCAGGUUGCGGUGGGCUGCGCCACAUAGGAUGCAUGUCAGGCCGCUGCAGGUAUGCCCCGCUGAAACGGCCACGUUGAGGGCGAGUGAUGAGCGCGAGGAGAGUAACAGUGAGGAAGGGGAUGGGUCGGCUUUUGCUUUUGGUCGGGAGGAAGCCCAUGGCUCCGUGCUUGUAGCCGACGAUGAGAGGCCACACGAUGUGCCAUCGACUCCAGCACCUAUCCGUCCCGAUGCAGAUGGCGUUUACAUCAGGCGAGGUCGGGAAGAGACCCUUCCCAGUCCGGAAGAGGAGGACGAAGAGGGAAAUAUUUUCAGGUGGGGACCUGCACUUGCUGAAAUCUUGGAUCCCAGCGAUGUCGACAUUCUUGACCCGGAGGAGUCGCUGGACGUGCUGCGGUCAAAAGCACAGCGCCUGUGGCUGUUCGCUCAGGGAGUGGCAGGAUUAGCGGACCACGUUGGGCAGCGGCUUGGCAAAGGGGAAGUGAAGCUGUCUGUUCGUCUUGUCGGUCGGCGACUCACUCCACAGUGCGUCGGAACAAUUGCAGCAUGCACGGUUGCAGCGUACGGCAUCGUCUUCGGGACGAUGAAGAUCGUGUCGAGACUCCUAGUCGAUGCGGAUGUUAUGUUGUCGAUAAGUCAUUUCCUUGUAAUGUGGCCUCGUGUUGUGGCAGUUGCACUUGCCGCAUUUGCAUUGAGUGAGGUGUUGAGGAGUCGAAAGCGACAAGCUCAACCUGUAUCCGGUUGGACCUCAUUCGUAAUGCUCCUGGCGGCUGUGACGUGGCUCAUUCUUGUUCCGCACGGGCUUAUCAAUGGCUACGUCAAUGCAUGGCCGUUGUUCAUGUCUGCCCUCUAUAUCGCCUUUUUCUGCAUGGGUUCCGUUCGGCGGGUGCUGAGUUACGGGCGUUUGGCUGACCGCUCGGAGGACAAGCAAUGGCAGUCAACCGGCGGCCGGCUGAGUCUGAUCGGCUUUGUAGGAUCAGUGGCUCUUGGACAUUGGCUGGGUGCGUUGGAAACGGGCCAUGCGCUCGUGAGGCUUCCAUUUUUGAAGAUUCCUGCAUUUCUGCUCGCCAUCGUUGCUUUUCGGAUGCACGUUCAAGCGUCCAGAGUCCUCGGUCGUGCUUACGACCGAGUCGUAGCUCCUACACGACUCGUUACGGUUGGACCAUACACGACUGUUCGACACCCCAUCUAUUUGAGCUACAUCCUCUUGUUUGCCAGCUAUUGUUUAGGUCUCAACAGUUUUCUGAGCUUGGCCUUUUUGGUGGCUGUAUCGUGUGUGUACUAUUGGAAGAGAAUAGGAAUGGAAGAGGAACUGCUGGAGGGCGAAUUUCCGGAUCAGUUUGUGGAGUACAGAGGAAGAACUCCGUAUCGGUUGGUCCCCAAGCUGUGGUAAGAAGGGGGGGGGGGAAGCUAGUAGUAUCCACUUUGCGCAAAUUAAAAAAAAAAAAAAAGUGAUGAAAUCAAUCAAUCAAUAAAUCAAUCAAUCAUCCAUUCAUUUGCAAUUUGUACCAGUUAGAUUAGGAUGAUCAGCAAAGCGUGCAACGCUUGUCGUUGUGGCUUGUGUUGUUGAUCGGACUUGGGAUUGACAAACGCCGCUGUCCUGUGAUUGGUUGGCAGGCAGUGGUAGGGAACAAUAGAGUUAAGUUCUUCUGGGUAUUCCAGUUCUGAUAAUCAGGUCAUACUGGCACUAGGACUUUCCUGCAUGUAUCUGCCCACAAUUACGGCCAGACCUGGCUGAAUCUGUCUGCAAUCGAGUCCAAAGCUGAGUAGAAAAAGUUGGUGUGAGUAUGCCCUCAAUCGUUCAUCGGAAGAAGUGCCAUAUGUUGAGCUUGUCUACAAUGAAAAAAAAUCAUUAAAAAUGCAUUUAAUGUUUUUGUUGAGAUCCAAUAUAUGUUGAGCUUGUCUACAAUGAAAUGAAUAGAAUGUU